GGGCGGUUUCUAGACUCUGCCACCUCUGUCCUCGCUACCCUGGCAGCCAUCGCAGAGGCCUCUGGCCCCAUUUCCAGUGCCAACCAAAUUCCUGCUGUCUCGGGAGAAAUUGUGGAAACUCUACCAGCCGACGCUUCCCUCCGGCAGGCGGUCGGUAGCGGCCAGCACGUCCUCACACUUGUGACGGAGGGCGUCCCUCUGGGUCAUCUGCCGGCCGCUCACCUGGGGCAACAGUUCAUUGUAAUGAUGCAGAAGGAGCAGGAAGUUCUGAUUGUGCCUGCUGGUCAGGAGGCGGGAGGACCCCUCCUCAAGACCCCGAGCGAGAAUAACCACCUGGGCGAAGCAGAGAAGCCGCCCGCCAAGAAAGUCAAAAUGAAACCAGCGGGGGAUGGAAAGGAGGAGGAAGGGAGAGAGGAUGGCCACGCCAAAGAAGCUUUGCAAGAGCAGCUCCGGGAGGCCGAUCACCAAGCGGCAGAAUACCGAAGCCGGCUGCUGAAGAAGGAGCAAGAAGCUGACCUCCACCAGCAGAAGCCGGUAACCAUGAGCCAGCAGGAGGCCAGCACGGGAGAAGGGCCUUCCCAGGAGGAGCUCAGGGGGGCUGACACCCUCGAGGUGUCUUCGGGAGAAAUGGGGGGCUCCAGGCAGCUCCUGGCCAACACAGCCACCGAGACGGUCACUUCUUAACCCCCAGGGCGUUGUUUUGCCACGCUUGAGAGAAAAGGCAACCAAAGUUUUGCCCUAGGAAAACUGGACAUGGGGGGAUAUGCCAGCAGGUUCUGGAGGCUGCCCCCUCCCCAACCCCAUAAUGGGCUCAUUCUGGGGGUUUGAAGCCCCCAGGCGUCUCUAUUCUGUUCAAGGACCCCAGAGUCCCCUUAGUAAGAUCCUCUUGCAGGCCCUGUCUUGGGAAAGGCCCUGUGUCUUGGGGCCGUCCCGGAGUGCAGGAAGAGGGAGAAAAGCCCAGGAAAGACCCCCUAAAUCAGUUGAGAGCCAAGAGCAGCCACAGGGAUCUGGCCAGUCCAGACAGAGCCAGAAAUGUUGUCCAGAGGCCACAUUCUUACAGUGCUCAAAGGGAGAAGGGCUCCACUAGCCCCCACCCUAAAUGACACAUCUACCCCAAAUCCUAAAAAAAGCUUGCAAAAUUGCAAAAGGAGGGGAUCUCAGGACGGCCCCCCUGCUUGCAAAUGGCCCUCAGCUUAAGCCGUCAUGCUGUUGUGUUAGACAGACCACUCUUCUCAACAAACCCUGUUUGCUGGCUUAUAGGAACGUGGCGUUUGUGGCCUUCCCACUGCUCCGUUGACUGAGUUAAGAAGGGCUGGGCCAUCGUGGUGCAGCCACAUCUGAAGAACCCAACCCCAGUGUAGAGGGGCACAUCUGACUCAGGGUUUGGCAGCUUUUAAGACCUGUGGGUUGAAUCGUGGGGGAUUCUGGGAGUUGAAGUCCAGACCGGGAUCUUUGCACACGUCCAAGGCCGCCCAGUUAGGAUUGUGAGUGUGCCAGCAGGGAGGGAGGGCGUCUGAAGUCGCAAGGCAGCCGCUGUGGAAAACCAGCCGUUUUGUUUUUGAAGCAGGCGUUAUUCUCCAAAGAGACCCCUGUCCACCUUUGCACGAAGGGCUCCGAAUGAAAAGUAGUGCCUUAUGGGUCCUUAACGGGGCAGGACUCGCAAGGGGUGCGUUUCCCCACAAUGCCAGCCGCGAGUGUCGCCCGCCUCUUUUAGGUCAAGUAAAAGAUUCCCUGGGCAUCCGAUAAAUUCUGCUUUUCAAACGGCUUUACGUACAGGGGUGUUUUGUUUAGGAAACGCAAAGGCCCU
Molecule: messenger RNA, 1807 nt
Organism: Notechis scutatus (mainland tiger snake)
Lineage: Eukaryota; Metazoa; Chordata; Lepidosauria; Squamata; Elapidae
Source: RefSeq, a predicted model, not a curated record